AUGGAAGGUUCUGAUGACGAGAGCGACAUUUUUAAAGAUGUAGACUUUUUACUCUGUUAUUUUUUACCGGAUGAUGAUGCAAAUGGUGUUUUAUCGCAAAGCCUUUUGAACAUUCCCACUCAGCAGCUUUUCAAGGUAGAAAAUGAGACCGAUCAUGCAAGAUUUGCAUCACCAGUGUCGGGAGCGGAUCUCAAAAUUAAGCAAGCUGCCGGGAUUCCGAAAAAGACUCGUCAAGCAAAUAAUUGGGCAGUCCGUUUAUGGACAGAUUGGGCUAGAUUCAGAAAUACAAGACCCGAGACACAUAUGGAAGGUGGUGUUAUUUCUGAGAAUAUAUGCUGUCUUUCAAAUGAAGCUUUGAACUUUUGGAUGCAACGAUUCAUAAUAGAAAUUCGCAGAAAGGAUGGAACGGCUUACCCCCCUAAUACGUUAACUCAGAUUGUAGCUGCAUUACAGCGGUAUUUAAGGAGUAAUUGUUAUGACAGACAAUUUAAUUUUUUUAAAGACGACGAUCUUGUUUUUCGGGAUUUUAGAAAAACUCUGGAUUCACAUAUGAAAAGCCUGACUAGUCAAGGUAUCGGUGUAAAUAAGAAGAGGUGUGAUCCCGUCACAGAAAAAGAUGAAAUGAGGAUGUGGGAGACAGGAGUAUUUUCCUUAGAAACCGCGUCAGGAUUGAGUAAUGCAAUUUUUUUCUAUAACGGUAAAUGUUUCGCAUUCCGUGGAAUGAGUGAUCAUAAACAAUGUGACGCAGACCAGUUUGAAAUCGGAUUCGAUCAUGAAAAUUCUCGGACAAAGAAGGCCAAGAAGCAUAUUGGCAACAUAGAUAAUUACCAGUUCAAAAGAGAGGAAUUCCUGAAAUUUAUGAGAAAUUUAGCGCCAGGGUCUCCAGUCAUCUGGAGAUAUCUUGCCCUUAAGUUUCAGAUGAAAAACAAACGAGGGAUAAUUCCAAAUAAUGCAGGUCAGGUUCUACAGAUGUUUGCAAAAUUAAAUGGUGUAAACUGUGACCAACUUAACACGAAUCAAGGGAUCAGUGGUAGGGACUUUCUCCAGAGAGUUCGAAGAGCAAGGCAAAAAGUUUUUCGGAAAGUUUCAGUACCCACCCCCAGACCUGCUAGAGCACUGAGAGAAAUUAUCAGUAAACUUGGAAGAAAGGAGCUGUACAUUGGAGAGAGAAUUGUUCCUAAAAUCUACAAAACAAAAAAAUAG
This is a messenger RNA of Saccostrea cuccullata (small rock oyster), 1203 nucleotides long. RefSeq lists its product as uncharacterized. The transcript has 2 exons. The coding region runs from base 1 to 1203 and encodes 400 amino acids. NCBI's taxonomy places the organism in Eukaryota, Metazoa, Mollusca, Bivalvia, Ostreida, Ostreidae. The record is from RefSeq and is a predicted model, not a curated record.